Musca vetustissima is the source of this 4664-nucleotide messenger RNA. RefSeq lists its product as uncharacterized. The transcript is spliced from 5 exons. Gene Ontology annotation, molecular function: protein binding. The record is from RefSeq and is a predicted model, not a curated record. The coding region runs from base 27 to 4664 and encodes 1545 amino acids. NCBI's taxonomy places the organism in Eukaryota, Metazoa, Arthropoda, Insecta, Diptera, Muscidae.
UAAAUAAAUAGAAUAAUUAGAGGAAAAUGGCUUAUAUUAAUGUAGCCGAAUGGUCUCCGGAACAAGUGACCGACUGGAUAAAAGGUCUGGAUGACUCGAUGUAUAAAUAUGUGUUCUCCUUUCAUAAUAAGAAAGUCGGUGGUCACCAGCUAUUGAAUAUUAGGCCUUAUGAGCUGGAACAGCUAGGCAUGACUUCCAUCGGCCACCAGGAAAUAGUUUUGGAAGCUGUGGAAAAUUUGAGAAACUUUCACUUCAACUUGGACAAGGAAAACCUACAAUUUAUGGCGCUGCAUGUGGCGACCGCUGCUCGUUGCCUCCACCGUCAACUGGCGCUGAAAACGGGAGAGACUAUGAUUGAGACGCAGGUUCUCAACGAUAUUACGCGAACAAUUGCCACAAUCAAGCCUUUGAUAUGUUGGCUGGACCGAUCACCUUUCCUCGGCCAGUUUCAGUUUACUGAAAUUUGUCGAAAAAUGCUCAGACUAGGUUUGGAAAUGGCAACGAUCGCACAAAGAGAGCGCUUCGUAGAGCGACCAGUAGAACAAAUUCGGACGACGGCUGAGACAUUGGAACGUUUAGCUAACUACAUUAUUCAGGACAUCACUGAUCCGAUGCUACUACAACCGGCGUCCCUUAAUUUAGUUACUUUGAAGAAGAGGGAGUCUGAACUUGGUUUCAAUAUUGAAACUAGCUACCAUGGGGUUCAUCGGGUAACAGAUAUUAAACACAACUCACCAGCGCACAAUUCGGGAAAAAUAGAAGACGGCGAUGAAAUAGUUCAGAUAAACUAUCAAACGGUGGUUGGGUGGCAAUAUAAAACAGUACUACUACAGUUGAGGGAAUCAUUGCCCGAUGUAUUGCUAACACUCAAGAAACGGCCAAAACACACAAAAAUUUAUGGUCAGAUUUACAUGCAACCAUAUCGCCUUCCUAGCAAGAAACGGAACAUUGGGACGCGAUGGGGAGAAAAUGUCCCAAGCCCCCGACCAGGAUUUCUUGAUGUCCCCGAGACUACAUUCAAAAUGCCUCCGUUGACAUUGAACGUGGAAAAUGAGAAAAACGAUGAUGCUGAUACAGAUUCCAUAUGCAGUGAUAUUUUAACUCCGACGGACGCCAAAGUUUUGGAGAAGGAAAGUCGUUUGUAUUAUCCGAAGCCCAGAGCAAUGCUACAAAGACGAAAUACUAUUUGCGGGGAUGAAGUCAUGCGACACAAAAGCUUAGGUGUUGUGUCCCAUUGGAUUGAGAGCAAAUCUGGCAUAGGAGGAGAUCCCUCAUCACCCAGUUUACGAGACAAAUCAGUUUCCUUUGGUUUUGGGCUCGAAAUUAAUCCGAGGCCUACGACAUGCAUAGGUAUUAGUGGCGGAUCUAAUUCCAAAUACGUUGGCGAGUUCAACGAUAAGAAAUUGCGUAAAAUCGUUGAGCAGUCUAGUGAUAAGUCACUCUCAUCCAAACCUGGAGUAUGCAAAGUGGUGCGCUUCGAUGCCACAAUGAAGGCUGAGGAUUACCCACUUGACGAAAAGUACACAUGCAAUGUUCAGAAUACAAUAUUGGAGACAUUUGAACCGAUUCCAUUUGCGGACGAAGAGGAAGAUGGCACGGAGUCGCUACGAUUUGCUCAAGAAAAAUCAGACGUAUCAGCAGAGGGCCCUAACAAGGAAAACAUUAGCAAUAAAAACUCCUUGGUUGAGACCAUAAAUAUUCCAGUGGUAGUAAGACGAGGUAGACUUGAUAAAAGUCAUAGUACGCCGGCCUAUGAUAACUCUGGCGAGGACUCCGAUACACCUCCUGCCAUUGAACCAAGAAAGGAAUUUUUAAUAGUAACGCCACCUGUACCCCCGCCACGCCCCAAAAAGCUACACGAAAUGAGUCCACGCACAGUCCCCAUUCCUCCACCCAAACCCCCAGGCCUAAUGCAAGGAAUAACCACAUCGCCUGUACCUCUGAAAACACAACAAAUUCAGCAUGAAUCGUCACAGCCGAAAAUGACCACGAAUAGUCCGAAUGUAUCGCCGAACAAUGCAGGGGAUGCCAGUGCGAUCCAUAAUAGUACAUUUUCGCUGGCAGCCACAAGUGAUGCUCCAACAGAAGGAAGUGAAAUUCACACUCCUACAAAAACCAGAACAUUGACACUGAAAAAGAAACACAGUUUGAUUAGCAAGAGGAGAAAUGUUAAUCUGAAAAUUCUAGGUACUGGCGACAUUCAGGGUUACCUGUACCGAAGGACCAAAGACAAACGAGGUGUCACUUUCUGGGAUCGUUUGUACUUCGUAAUGUUGGACACAAUUUUAUAUGGCUUCCGUUCCAAAGAAGCCUCGAAGGCGAACUGUGUAAUUUUUCUUCCAGGUUUUACAGUUUCAUUAGCAAAGGAGGUCCAUUCGAAACCAUUUGCCUUUAAGGUCUACCACUCGGCAAAGACUUUUUACUUCGCUGCCGAAUCACAAGAUGCACUGAACCAAUGGGUAGAAUUUAUAAGAGUGUCCACAUUAGCGCAACAUACCAACACACUAAACGGGUCAGAGGCAGAAAUAGACUCUAGCACAUUGUUCUCAGAAAAUGAUAGCUCCAGUGAAGAAAGUGAAUCUGUCGUUACAAAAAAUCUUUGCACUCCUUCUCCGCAAGCAAAUAGGGAAAUGUCGGUGUCUUCGGCCUCAGUUCAAACAAAAACGCCAAAUUCGACACCUAUAUCUACAAAGAGCGAUCGACGCUACCUGGGUUCCUUGAGAAAACUUACGAAGGGCUCAUUGCAAUUUAAAAGUUCUUCUGCUAAUGAGAAAAAAAUGUCCAAUGAUAUUCCUGUGCCUACAGACCAAUUCCGGUCAUAUCGUAAAGUACCUGGUGGUAAUUCUGGCAUUCAGAUUGGAACAAAUGCUCCCGUGUAUCAAGAUUCGUCUCUACACCCAAUCAAUGUGUCUAGCACUAAUGUUCACUGCGGAGAACAACAGCAGUCAACACUACUGCCUCAACAGCAGCCCCAGCAACGACAGCCUGUUCAACAACCGCAACAACAACAUACCGUAGCGUUGACUUCUACUAACGAAAAAACUGUUCAUUCACACCCGAGACAAACGUCAAGUGGAUGUGAAACAUCUAUGGUGAGCCUGGAACCGCCCUCAUCGCCAGCACCCGUGCCGCUCAUUUAUAAGGAUGCCACAUCCAUGACGUCAAAUCAAUCCAAGGGUGUGACGAGCCCUAGCAAGAGUGUGAAGAAAAUACCGUACAACUUCAUUCAUGCCUCAAAUCCCAAUUUAGUGGAGUUCGAUUUCCAAACAUCACGGACUUUAGACUACAAUUUACCGAAAAUUAAUUCAACUAAUGCGUGGGAUGCCCUUCCCACUAACAUUCAAGGCUUUGUAACUCUAAAGGAUUUGAUGCUACAGAAGCAAGAAGAGGAGGCCCAAGAAAUGUACAAUAACCGCGUUCUAUUAGGCGUAGAAAAGAAGGAAGAUCACAAACGAAACGUUGCUCAGAGGCAACAAAAUCAAGGUAAUGGAUUACCUGACGAUGGCGGUGGGGGCCAACAUUGCGAAGAUCAAAAAGUUUCAAAGACUCAGAGCCGCAGUCUUCCUAAACCGCCUGAUUACGAAAUUAGCUUUAAGCCAGACGAUGAAGAUAUACAACUUACGCGGACAAAAGAAGGAUUAAAAUUAAGAGAUUUUGGCUAUGAACUCAUAUCUGGCGAUGAACCAUUGGGUGCACCAUCAACUACUGCUCGACAAUACCUUCAAAGUAAUCGUCAUUUGACGCAGCACACAGAUAUGCACGACACCAUGUGUAGUAGCAGCAAUUGGACCUCUGCUAUGAAAUCAAAGUCAUUUUUACUCUCCUCGAAUAAGCUUAAAAAGAACUCCACAAGUAGUAGCUGUUCAUCUGCCGAUUUUAAUAUUGGUCCUGGGGGCGAACGUAGACUAGGCAGUUUUAAGAAGAAAGGAAAACUGGAAACUUUUAAGACCUCUAGUGAGAGAAUUUUCCAAUUUGGCAAACAUGGAUCCUCCAGCAGCGCCGCAGGAACGACAAUGACUUUGCCCCUUAACAAAAAGACGAGCAAUUUGUCCAGCGAUGCCUGCGGAAAUUCUGGCAUUAAGAAAAGUCAAACAUAUAACAACGAACUGAAGGAAAAAGCUGGUAAAUACGAUGCUCAACGAAAAAAUUCUGCUCCAAUGCCAAUAUUUGGUAAGUUGAGUUUUUCUAGCUCCUCUUCGGCGCCAAACGCAAAUAACAAAAACGAUAGCAAGAAGGACAAGAAAAACUGCAAUUCGCCCCUAUUCCAUCGGACACUUUUCGGUCAUCAAAAUAAUGCUAAUAGCCAGCAAGAACAUAUAAGCGGAAGCAAUGCAUACACUGGCCGAGAUUAUGACCAGGAGAUUUUUUCUCAAGUCGUGUUUCCCAAGAAGAAUUCCAACCGUAAACAAUCUAUUGUAACGCCAGUUGCUAACAAUGAUAUUAUAACUGCCCCUGAUGUAACUGCGCCGCCACCUCCAUCGAAGGCUAGUAACGCUAAUGAUAUUCCACAAUCAGUUUCCGGCGUUUCAACCACCGAGUACCCCAACAUGGAAUGUCCUCCAGUCUUCGAACCGGACAUCUACUCAUUGGAUCCAAAUGCCAGCCUCUUACUGAGACGAAAUAAUAAUAACAACCACAACAGUAGAGAAAACGAAAACAACUGA